AUGCAAAGAGAGAUUUCUUGCAUUGUGCAACGAGAUGGGGAGACUUUGUAUGAAUACUGGGAAAGAUUCAAGAAGUUGUUAGAGGCUUGCCCUCACCACCGGAUUGAUGAGUUGGUUUUGAUAAGUUAUUUCUGUCAAGGAAUGCACCACCAAGACAAGCUUCUCCUAGAUGCCGCGAGUGGAGCAUCAUUGACCAAAAACAAGACCGUUGCAGAAGCAUGGGAAGUUAUAUCGGAUCUAAUGGACUCAACUCAACACUCUAGGGCUAGAAGUCCGCAACCAAAAGCCUUUAGUGAGGUUUCUCCCUCCGGAGAUGUAAUUUUGACUAAGACCCUUGGUGAGAUGACAAUUUUGUUGAGGCAAAUCACCCAAGGGCAACAAAUCCGUCAAGUUUUGAUAAAUGCUCCAGCUCAACCUCCACUGAUUGAAGGACCAUCAAGGAUAUGUGGUGUUUGUGCUUGUAAUACUCAUUACACCGAUGAGUGUCCUCAAAUCCAAGAGGACACAACAUUAGUGGUUGCUAAACCUUAUCCACAAAGGCCCAAUUACAACCAAGGAUCCUACCCACAAGGAGGUAAUCAAAGCCAAGGGUGGAGAGAUAACUCAAACCAAAGGUGGAACCAAGCUCCCCAAGCUCAACCCAACCAAAAUGCUCAAGUCUACUACCAUCAACACCCCCAAGGUCAACCACAAUACCAACAACCAUACCAACAACCCCCACACCCUCAGUCUCAAGUGAAGUACCAGCAUUCAAACAGUCGAUCCAAUCCUUCUCUAAUGUACCAAGUCCUUCCCUCCAAUCAAUCCCACAUGAAUGACACAUUUCACACCUUCAUGCAAGAACAAAGAGAUUUCCAUAAGAAACAAGAUGUUUACAUGGCUACAAUAGCCGAAUCCCUUAUCCUUUUAACUCUCCCUCCUGAAACCACACAAAGCACCCAACAAGAUUCAACCUCAAGAAGUUUGCCCUCCCAACCUCAACCCAACCCUAAAGGAAGCAUAAAUGCUAUUACUCUUAGAAGUGGUACGAAGUUGGAUAAGAAUGUGGCUAUACCUUCAAAGUUGAGUAAGGAGACAAACAAUGAGGAGGUAGAAGAUGAAGUGGAGGUGAUGAAGGGUGAAGAUAAAAAUGUUGACACAAGCAAAAAAGAACCACCAAAGGUCAAGGAGCCGAGGAGAAAGACCUUGCUUGAAGAGCCCUUGCCCAUUCCAUUCCAAACUCUAGCCAAGAAAGCAAAAAAGCAAGAAGAUCUUGACCCCACUAUGGUGAAAGUUUUUGAGAAAGUUGAAGUUAUCGUCCCUCUCUUUCAAGUCAUUCAACAAGUGCCGAAAUAUGCCAAGUUUCUCAAGGACGUUUGCACUCACAAAGACAAGGUUGGCAACCUCAACAAAAAGCUGGUAGAUGAUUCUAUCUCUUCUUUACUUCCUGAAAAAUGCGAUGAUCCUGGCCCAAGUUUGGUGACUUGUUUGAUUAGUGGGAUUAAGUUCAUGGACUGUAUGUGUGAUUUGGAGGCGUGUGUAAGCAUCAUGCCACUCCCCAUCUAUGAAAGAUUGAACUUAUCCCCCCUAAAGAGGUCCGGGGCGAGGUUUGUGUUAGCCGACAAGAGUAUUAUGUCAGUUGUGGGGAUUGCAGGGAAUGUCAUAGUGAAUAUUCAAGGAUUGCUCUUUCCAGUUGAUUUUCACAUUUUGGAGACCCCUCCCAUUAACUCAACUAAGCCAUCAGCAAUACUCCUUGGAAGACCAUUCUUGAAAAUAGCCCGUUUCAGGCUAGAUGCACACUCGGGGGUCUAUUCUUUUGAGUCGGAUGACAGGUUAGUCAAGUUCACUUUGGAAGAGUCCAACAAGCCUAUCCUUGAAGCUUACUCUAUUUUUGGGUGCGACAUAGUUUAA
Molecule: messenger RNA, 1890 nt
Organism: Arachis duranensis
Lineage: Eukaryota; Viridiplantae; Streptophyta; Magnoliopsida; Fabales; Fabaceae
Exons: 1
Coding region: 1-1890 (629 amino acids)
Source: RefSeq, a predicted model, not a curated record